AUGGUGAGUUUUUUUUAAAUUAAAUUUUAGAACAUCGGGGGUAAAUGUGCUCUACCGAUAAUUUAGGUGCAAUGGAGCGCGCUUGAGUUUCGCGCGCUAGACGUUGAUCAAUCUUUAGUUUAGUUCCUUAUCUUGAAUAGUGCAUUUUUCACUUUUGAAAAAAGAGAAGAUAUUUAUGAUGGAUGAGUUGUCAAAUUGAUCAAUGUUCCUUUAAAAUUUAAUAGAUCAAUAGAAAAUUUCACAUACUUUAUAUUUUAGAAUAAUUCCCUUUUUUAUGAUAUGCAUGGGAAAAACAAAAAAGCUAUUCAAAAUAUUUUUUUCUAGAAUAGAUGAAAAACAUGUUUUUUUUUUGCAUUUUCUGACUCUUUUUCUCUGUCAAAAAGAAGGAAAGGAGAGAAAAAUGUCACAUAUAAAAAUAAAAAUCGAAGGUUGGGAAAGAGACGCGUUCGUGGUGUAAUGGUCAGCAUGGAUGCCUUCCAAGCAUUCGACGGGGGUUCGAUUCCCCCCGAACGCAGAUAUCUUUUUUUUUUAAAGGGAAACAAAUUCUGGAACUUUUCAUGAUUUUUAGUUUUAGAGAUGUUAUCUCAAUAAUUUAGAAAAUUGGUAAAAUUUGCAAUCAAAUCCACAAAAAUUAGUUUCUGAAAAACUUCUAAUAUUAAAAAAAUAUCUUCAGAGCCACACUGGUGAUGCCAAUCUCCCCGUUCCUUAUUAUUCCCGUUUGGGACAACCAUUGGAAGCCGGUCAAACUUUGAACAUUCACGGCAAGAUCAAUGAUGGCGCUCAAGGUGCCGAAAUCAAUUUGUUGCGCGGUGGAAACGAGAUCACUCCCGAAACAUCGGUCAUUCUUCAUUUGAAAUUCAAUUUCAAGGACAAGAAAGUGGUUUUGAACAGCUACGAAAACUCAACUUGGGGAAAAGAAGUUCGCGAAUCGAUUCCAUUCCACGCUGGAGAAGACUAUGAUUUGAGAAUUCGUGUUCUUGACGAGGCUUUGGAGAUUAGUGCAAAUGGAAAGAAGAUUGUCGAUUUUGCUCAUCGUAUUCCAUUCAAUACUAUCGAAAAUUUGGCUGUCAAAGGUGCGCGAAAUUUAAAAAAAUGAGGAAAAUCUAGAAAAAUUCUAAUUUUCACUUUUUCCCCUAAAAAUCUCUAAAUUUUUAGGAGAUUUGUCGAUUUCUGGUCUUCACUGGGGUGGUCGCUUCUACAAAUUGCCAUGGGAAACUGGAUUCCCAGGUGGACAUCUUCAAAAUGGCCAAAAAAUCAAUAUCUACGCAAUUCCACGUGGCGAUCGUUUCUCGUUUGAUUUGAUUGCCAGAAAUCAAGAUAUUUUGUUCCAUUUCAAUCCAAGAAUUAAGGAGAAAGUUGUGAGUUUUUUGUGAAAGAACUGUAACAUUUUCACCAGCUUUCUUUUGGAAAUUUCUAAAACUCACGGUAAACUUGAAUAUUCGUUCAAAAUUUUCGUAAAAUUUGAAAAAUUCAGGAAUUCUGUAAGAAUUUGAUUUUUUUUAAUUUUGAAAAAAAUUUCCGAACCUCAACAUGAUUUCUAAAAUGAGUCACGUUUAAAACUUAUUUUUGAAUGUCUACAAAAUCAAAACCCACCUCACAUAAUCAUCUCUCAAAUAUAUUUUCCAUUCCUCAGAUCGUUCGCAACUCUCACCGCAACGGUUUCUGGGACAAAGAAGAACGCGAAGGUGCUUCAAAUCUCCAAAAAGAUGUCGGUUUCGAUCUUUCAAUCAUCAAUGAAGAAUAUUCGAUUCAAAUCUUCAUCAAUGGCGAACGUUUCGGAACAUUCCAACAUCGCGCUCAAAAUCCAAUCGGCGAUUAUAUUGGAAUGAGAAUUGAUGGAGAGGUUGAGGUAACUUCAAUCGAUUAUUCCGCAUAA
This is a messenger RNA of Caenorhabditis angaria, 1876 nucleotides long. Lineage: Eukaryota; Metazoa; Nematoda; Chromadorea; Rhabditida; Rhabditidae. The record is from the annotation of a GenBank genome assembly.